Molecule: messenger RNA, 5997 nt
Organism: Sorghum bicolor (sorghum)
Lineage: Eukaryota; Viridiplantae; Streptophyta; Magnoliopsida; Poales; Poaceae
Product: nipped-B-like protein B
Exons: 28
Coding region: 279-5651 (1790 amino acids)
Biological process (GO): establishment of mitotic sister chromatid cohesion; regulation of gene expression; replication-born double-strand break repair via sister chromatid exchange
Cellular component (GO): Scc2-Scc4 cohesin loading complex
Molecular function (GO): chromatin binding
Source: RefSeq, a predicted model, not a curated record
CCUUCCCUCGCAAGGAGGGAUCGGGGCUCCUCUUCUUCUUCUCUGGAGUACGUGCGUUUUCACACCCUCCUCCUCCGGCCUUCACUGUAGCAGCAGUAGAUAAAUCCUACUGCACUUCCCAUUCAUAAUCAUCCCCACCUCCACUUGAAAUUGAAACUGAAAUCAAAUCAAACCAAAUCGAGCCGAAUCAAAGCCGUCCUCCACCUCCCCAACCCCAACGAGCGAAUUCCGCUGCGGAUUGGAGCCCUCCUCCUCCCACCACAUCUAGGGUUUCGCCCAUGGACCCCGGCGCCAGCGCCAGCGCCGGCGCCGGCGGGGGCGGGGGCGGGCGCAGGGCGGGCUUCGAGCGGGCGUGCCGGCUGCCCAACACCGUCCACUCCGAGGUCCUGCCGUCGCUGCCGCUCCCCAACCUCCCGCGGGAGCUCGGCUUCGACGCGCUCCGCGACGACGAGCCGCUCGCCGUGCCCGACCGCCCGGACAUGAUCAUGCAGGCCGCCAACAUCGCCCGCAUCCUCGCCGACACCGACGUCUCCCACCUGGGCUUCACCCCGGAGGACAACGUCGACGUGGAUCCCAGCCGCUGCUCCUGGCUCUGGAGGGAGGUGCUCAAGCACAACCCCGACGCCUUCAAGGUCAAGGCGCCCGGGCCGUCCUCGCAAGGUCCAUUUGGAGGCCCAGGAUAUCAAAAUCAAGAACGUGAAAAGCACUUUGAGCAUCCUAGCAAAACACGAAAUGAAUCUGCAUUUCCUCAGGAUGAAAUUGACUCACAUAGAGAGCAUUUUCGUAAUGAACUGACCCCAGAUUCAGUUGCUUCAAAGAAGCCAAAAGUAAGGAAGAAAGAAAUUAACAAUUCUGUUUUAAGUUCUGCCCCCAGCAUUCCUAAUAGUCAAGAAGUUAUUGCUAACUUCUGUGAGGUGGUGGAGGAUUUCUGUGGAAAAGCCGAAAUUCCCGAUGAUGGAGAUGGCGGUGACUGGUUGUCAAUCCCACUUAAUGAUGUUAAGGUUCUUGUGAAUGAAAUUACAUCUGUUCGAUCCAAAAGGAUAUUGCAUGAGGUUCCUAUGGAUACAGUUACAAGGUUAUUAGAUGUGAUUGAUCGUCAGAUUCGAUGUUCUCAAGGUUUAUCGAUAGAUGUGAAGGAAAAUUCUGAUGCCGUUGAUGCUGAACCUCUGGUUUUCUCUGCUUUGGAGUCCAGUCAUGCUGCGUUGGCAAUUAUGACCCACCAUGAUAUGCCAAAGCAACUGUAUCGAGAAGAACUUAUUGAGCGAAUUAUUGAUUUCUCAAGGCAUCAGAUCACAGAUUGUAUGGCAGCAAGUAACCCAACCUUCCGAGCUCUCUACAAACCAGCUGAAAAUGUUGCAAACAAUGGAGAUGAUGACGAAGAUGAUUUGGAAAAUGUACAAGUUAGCAAAAGGAGACGUACUGCUACUAAUUUGAGCAUGAGGAAAUCUUCAAACAGAGUUUCUGCUUCUGUUUAUUCUGCUAUGCAGAAACUAUGCUUGAUAUUGGGCUUUCUUAAGGAACUGCUCACAACAGUUCGCUUGUCAGAUAGUUGUAUUCUGCAGUUAGCGAAAACAUGCUUUACUACAUUCUUGGUGGAUAAUAUGGAGCUAUUACAAUUGAAAGCGAUUGGGGUGAUUUGUAUGGUGUUUUCAUCAUACACACAGCACAGGAGUUACUUGGUUGAUGAAACACUUCACCUUCUUCGCAAGUUGCAGUUUUCCAAAAAUGCCGUUAGAACCUACCAUCUAGCAGAUGAAGACCAAAAGCAAAUCCAGAUGAUAACAGCACUGUUAGUUCACCUGGUUCAGUUUAGUGCAAUUGUUCCCGAUAGAUUAAAAGGAACAGUUGAUUGGACCAGUAUCGUUGAUGCCUCCAGUGAUGCUGAUUAUUAUCCAAUUAAAUGCCAUGAAGUGGCAACAGAUGCUUGUUGCCGUUUUUGGACUGAUGUCCUUCAACGUUUUACUUCUGCUAAAUCUCAAGAUAUGUCGGAAACCAAAGGAAUAAUAGAUAAUCUUGUUCAGGAUUUCCUAACGAUACUAAACUUGCCGGAGUAUCCAGCUGCUGCUUCUAUUCUUGAGGUUCUCUGUGUGUUGCUGCUUCAGAAUGCUGGAUUGAAAUCUAAGGAUACUAAUGCUCGGUGCUUUGCUAUUGAUCUUCUUGGUGGUAUUGCAUCAAGACUGAAGCGUGAUUCUGUCAUCUGUAGUGAGGAGAAGCUUUGGAUAUUGCAAGAUCUCACUGAUGCAGGUAGUGAUGGUUCAAAAAUCUUGAAAAACAAGUGCUGUGUUUGUCUUGGUGGAAGAGGUAUAAAUAUAGCCUGUAAUGAAUGCGGAAGAUGUUUCCAUUCAGAUUGUAUGGGGGCUGGUAGUCAGGAUAACUUACAGCGUGAUAGUGUCUGCCCCUUGUGUUUUUGCAAACAACAGCUCAAUGUGCUACAGUCAUACUGCCAGUCACAAAUUAAAGAAAAUGGCAAAAAAACUGCUGCCUCUGCUAGUAAGAAAUCUGCUAAAUCAGCUGAGGUGCCAGCAGUGGAUAUUGUUCGACAAAUACUACUGAGUUAUCUCCAAGAAGCUGGUCCACAAGAUGAUGGGAACCUGUUUACUCGAUGGUUCUAUCUGUGCAUCUGGAACAAAGAGGACCAACAUUCUCAGGAGAUUAUCUACUAUCUCGCUAGAUUAAAAUCCAAGGAGAUUCUGCGAGAUUCUGGCAAUGGUCUGGCAAUUUCCAGAGAUUCAGCAAAGAAAAUUUGCUUGGCACUUGGUCAGAAGAACUCAUUUUGUAGGGGUUUUGAUAAAAUUCUUGCCCUUCUUUUGGCUAGCUUGAGAGAAAAUUCUCCUGUAAUAAGAGCAAAAGCCUUACGUGCGGUCAGCAGUAUAGUUGAAGCUGACCCUGAGGUCUUGGGUGACAAACGUGUCCAAUCUGCUGUUGAAGGGAGGUUUUGUGAUUCGGCUAUUUCUGUUCGUGAAGCUGCCCUUGAACUUGUUGGGAGGCAUAUUGCUUCACAUCCUGAUGUGGGCCUGAAGUAUAUAGAAAAAGUUGCUGAGCGAAUAAAGGACACUGGAGUCAGCGUUCGCAAGCGUGCAAUCAAAAUUAUAAGGGAUCUUUGUGCUUCAAAUCCGAACACAGACACAACUCAUGCCUUUGUGGAGAUAAUUUCUCGUGUUAAUGAUGAGGAGUCCAGUGUACAGGAUCUUGUAUGUAAAACAUUUUAUGAGCUAUGGUUUGAAGAACCAACUGGGAGUCAUAAGCACUUGGUUGCUGAUGGAAGUUCAGUUCCAAUGGAGAUAGCUAAAAAGACUGAGCAAAUUGUUGACAUGUUGAGGAAGAUGCCCAAUCACCAACCCCUGAUUACCAUCAUAAAACGUAACUUGACUCUUGAUUUCCUCCCUCAGUCAACCAAGGCUGCAGGGAUUAACUCAUCCAUGGUGGCAUCAAUUCGGAAGCGUUGUGAAUUGAUAUGCAAACGCUUAUUAGAAAGAGUAUUGCAGGUUGAGGAGGGAGCUGCUAAUGAGAUGGAAAUCCAUGCACUUCCUUAUAUUGUUGCCUUGCAAGCAUUUUGUAUUGUUGAUCCCACACUAUGCAUUCCAGUAACUGAUCCUUCUAAGUUUGUUGUGACACUACAACCAUACCUUAAUAUUCAGGUUGACAAUAAAUCAGCUGCCCAGUUGCUUGAAAGUAUUAUUUUUGUGAUUGAUGCUGUUCUUCCACUCAUAAGGAAGCCGCCACAAAAUGUUGUUGAAGAACUUGAGAAGGAUCUGAAAAAUAUGAUAGUUCGCCAUUCGUAUUUGACAGUUGUACAUGCUUGUAUCAAGUGCCUUUGUGCUCUGAGCAAGUCAGCAGGUAGAGGUCCAGGAUUACUGGAAAACCUUGUUAAUAUUUUCUACAAGCAUCUGUCUGGAGCUAAUUCAGAUAGUCAGCUGUUGGGUCGAUCACUGUUUUGUCUUGGACUCCUCCUUCGGUAUGGUUAUCAAUUGAUGCUAACAUCUGAGAAUCAGCUAGAUUUUCCCAAGAUUAUCAACUUGCUCCAGAGAAAAUAUCUUCUCAGGGAUGACUUCAGCUUGAAGGUUCGAGCUUUGCAGACUUUGGGGUACAUACUUAUUGCGAAGCCUGAAUUUAUGCUACAAAGGGAUAUGUUGAAACUCAUAGAGACAGCACUAUCUUCUGGGGUUGAUUAUAGAUUAAAGAUUCAAGGACUUCAAAACCUAUAUGAGUAUCUCAGAGAUGCUGAAAGCCAACUUACUGCUGAGAGUACUGCGAAACCUCCUGUACAGUGUGAAAUAAAUGGCGGAAGUGAAGUGCCUGUUGCUGCUGGUGCUGGAGACACCAACAUAUGUGGUGGUAUUAUCCAGUUGUAUUGGAGUUCUAUUCUUGAUAGGUGCUUGGAUACAAAUGAUCAAGUUCGCCAGAGUGCACUUAAGAUCGUUGAAGUUGUACUUCGCCAGGGUUUAGUUCACCCUAUUACCUGCGUUCCUCACCUUAUAGCACUUGAAAUGGACCCAAUGGAGGGGAACUCGAAGUUGGCUCAUCAUCUACUGAUGAAUAUGAAUGAAAAGUACCCUUCAUUUUUUGAAAGCCGCUUGGGUGAUGGACUACAAAUGUCAUUUAAAUUCUUUGAAUCCAUAGUCAGCAACCAUAAGAUGGCAGCAAACAUAAAAUCAAAUCCAAUUGCAUUUGUCAAACCUGGCAUAUCUAGAAUAUACCGUCUUAUCCGUUCAAAUCGAAAUUCCAGAAACAAAUUUGUCCACUCGAUAGUUCGGAAAUUCGAGUCUGAUAGCCGGAGUCGCAGCACAGUUAGCUUUCUUGUUUACUGCGCUGAAGUUCUUGCCUCCCUGCCUUUCACAUGCUCCGAUGAACCACUUUACUUGAUCUAUGAUAUAAAUCGAGUUAUUCACCUUAGAGCUGGAGGAGUUGAGGGCAAUUUGAAAAGGUGGACUUCUAUGUCUCAACCGCAAGAUACGGCGGGUGUGCCAACAUUGCCAAGAGAGAGUCAUGUUGUCAUGCAAGAGCCUGGCGGAUAUUACGAUAGUGUGGGAUAUGUCCGUGAAAGGGUGAAUGACAACAAUCCUUGCAGUACUUCUAACGUGGACAUGGCCAAAGUGCAGGUGGAUGUGGACGUGGCCAAAGUGCAGGUGGAUGUGGACAUGACCAAAGUUCAGGGAGAUUGCCAUGAUGCAAUAGCCCUCCAGCUACUACUGAAAUUGAAGAGACAUUUGAAAGUUGUUUAUAGUUUAGAUGAUGCCCGCUGUCAGGCAUUUUCUCUAAAGGAGCCUCCUAAAUCUGGAGAAGCAUUCUCCAGGCAGAAUGUUCCUUUUAAUAUUGGCAACACUAACAUCAGUCUGCCGAGCUGCCUGCAGGAUGUAGCUUCUGUUUACCAGGAUUUCAAGACAGCGCUCCGCGAAGAUUCCAUGGACUUUGCUGUGUUCAUCCCUUCAGUCCAGACUAGGAAGCGCCCAACUCCAAGAAGUGCGGCGAACCCAACCCCAAGAAGUACGACGAGAGUCAGGAGAACGGCUGCCCCGAGUGUUACAAAAGCCCGUGGUGGUGCACGGGGUGACGAUUCUGAUGAUGCUGAUGAUGAUGACUGGACUGGGGGCCCAAGAAUGCUCGACUUCAGUGGGGGUGGCCGUGUGACAAGGCAGAGAGUCCAAGUAUGAUGAUGACUGGUCUUGGUGCUUUUGUACAUUCUAGGGAAACCUAUAGCAGCUGACUUCAGUUAGGGCUGAGUUUUAGGUUUAAAGUCGUUUAGGGUACAUAGAAGCAGAAAGGAAAGGAAGAUAGCUUUUUAUUUAGAUGCCAUUAAUUUGGAGCACUCCUUUUCUUGCUCUGCCUCUGUCCUGUUUGUAAUUCCCAUCGGGCUUUGGCAAAACUGACAAACGGGUUGUGCUCCGGCUUCUGAUCUGAUUCAAUGGGAAUGAAGCUAUUCCUUUUGUUAAAUUGUUCUUUUGCCUGUAUAACAGUUACCCUAUGUUUCGUUUAAUUGUCCCGCUCGCUGACGUUGUA